UAUCACAUACAGAAUGUCAUAGCUGUGUCACAUAGCUCUGUUGCUACUUGUGUGCAUAUUUAUUAAGGUAUUCUUGUCCUCUAGGGGACAUUUUCGAUAGUCCUGAUGGCUGUCGUAGACAGCCGCUACAGGUUUGUCCUGAUUGAUGUUGGCGCUGAGGGACGACAAAGUGAUUCUGGAGUGUUCAAGGCAUCUCCAAUUGGCCACCACCUUGAAAGCGGCACCUUGGACACCCCAGGGUUGAAGAAACUGCCUGGAAGCGACCUGGUGACUCCCCACGUGUUUAUUGGUGAUGAGGCGUUCCAACUGCGACCUGAUUUUCUGAGGCCCUACCCAGGCCUCGGCCUGCCUACAGAAAAGAGGGUCUUCAACUUACGGUUGAGCCGUGCCAGGAACUGCGUUGAAAACGCAUUCGGCAUUCUCUGCGCACGGUGGAGGAUCCUGUUGAGGACCAUCAACUUAAUACCAGAAAAUGCAGAUGGUGUUGUAAAGGCAGCUUGUGUGCUUCACAAUUUCCUGAGCACUCACAACAAUGACACUGUGGGCUAUGGUGACAAUCAGGAUGUCUACAGCAACAUUACUGAAGGAAGAUGGCAUCAGGAGCUGGAGGGUUGUUCAAUGUUGCCUUCUCUGCAUCGCACCCAUGCAAGAAACUUCAGCAGGGAUGCCGCUGCAAGCAGGGAAGCAUUUACUAAAUACUUCUGUAGUCCAGCUGGGGAGUUGUCAUGGCAGUGGGCAAGGGUACAACCACAGUGAAGGGCAGUUUCUUCAUGAAAGAUGUGCAUUAGGAUUGUCACCUCUCCGGAUUUCACCCGAACAGUUAUGGAAUUGAAGUCUUGCUUUUUGUGUCUGGGUGAAGGUGAAAUGCAUACAGUGGAUAGGUGCACAGCUCCCCAUAGAGUGCAUAGUUUGAGAUAGCUCACACAGAACUGGGCACAAUGUAAAUGAAAUUGAUAGGACCAAUAAAAAUGCAACGUUAUGCAUUCCAGCUGGCCAAAAAGGGGUUGUGACAGGUCAUCCCAGGUUAUCCCAGAUAAACAUAAAAAAUUGUUAUUUGCACUGAUGUGAACCUGCACUGAAAGAAUAGAAGCAUAGAAGCAAAGAAAAUAGGCACCGCGGAUACCAAGGCGUAUGUGCCUCUCUCAUCACAGACCUCACUGCCGCCAGUGAGGUAGCGCACAAGAAGUCACAUGCUUACAGCUGCCCAUAAAAAUCCAUGCAACUCUGAGGUCUGAGAC
Messenger RNA from Ornithodoros turicata, 1238 nucleotides. RefSeq lists its product as uncharacterized. The record is from RefSeq and is a predicted model, not a curated record. The transcript has 2 exons. Lineage: Eukaryota; Metazoa; Arthropoda; Arachnida; Ixodida; Argasidae. Bases 106 to 756 code for a protein of 216 amino acids.